AUGUCAGGGUGUGGGAAAAUUUGCAGUGCUUUAUGCUGCUCUACUGGUCAAACAAAUGAUCCUCACCACCGCAUGUCCAUACCUUCACUACCAACCCAUGAUCACAAAGCUCAGAAAGCUAAUGAUCAUCAUGUUUCCAAGCCACAUGGUAAUAAACAAGAGGGUCAUCCAUCAUCAGAGCUCGAGACCAACGACCGAUUUUCUGACUACAUUUACCGCGCAAAGAAGAAGAUCAGACAUUCUAUGACGAAUCUUGGCGGUUCCUCCAACUCCAAAGCAUAUAGUGUGCAUGAUACAAAGAAUGAGGAGGCUACCAAGGACACAUUUUCAGAUUAUAUCAAACGUGUCAAGAGUAAGAUAAAAAAGACGCCCAGUAGCAAUGGAAGCAGAAAGGGUUUGAAAGGAAAAACCGGGUAG
Molecule: messenger RNA, 417 nt
Organism: Prunus armeniaca (apricot)
Lineage: Eukaryota; Viridiplantae; Streptophyta; Magnoliopsida; Rosales; Rosaceae
Source: the annotation of a GenBank genome assembly